AGAUGCCCCUCGUGUGCACAGUGAGCAGCGUGGGCAGCGCACAAAUCCUGCUGCCUCAGUUGCAUGUGUGCUCUUACGUCUUCUUCACGCACGUCAUGUCGAGGAACAAACGCCUGUACGCCUCGGAUGGCAGUGGGGCAUUUCAGGACUUCGUUCGCGCCAUAGAAGCGUCUGGUGGCUACACUGGUGGAAUCUCCUUUGACAUGCGGUACGGCAUCAACGAAAAAACUGGGGCAGCCUUACUGCCUACUGCCUUGGAGGAGGCCCGCACUGAACUGCUCGAACUGUACAACAAGAGCAACAUCAAACACUACGGCAUCCUCAAUUGCAUCACAAUGCCAGGUCUUAUGAGCUAUCUCGUGGCGGUUCUGCCCAGCACGUUUUCGAAAAUGAGAUCGCUGCAGAGAGGCGACCCGAACAGUGUGAUUGUCCUGGCCUUUGGCGCAUUCCAAGUCAACGUCUCUUCUGACUGGACAAUGUAUUAUCGGCGGUACUUCCAGGAACUUGGAAACUACGACGUGGAUAUCCUGAUCGCGGUUACCAGUGAAGAGGGUCAGAUAGGAGACAAGGUCUGCUACGCCGCACCGACGAGCGUCUGGAACACUACAAACCCGAACUUCUCCUCUAUCGAGAGGCAUUCCAAGCUGCUCCUCGACUCGCAGCAUUACCCGAGAAGCAGUCUGUACGUGGGCCUUUCGUUCGAGAUGGGGGUCAAUCUGUACCAGCUGUCGCAUAAUGAUACUGCAAUAGAGGAUGCUCCAUUUGCUCCGUGUGAUCAGUACACGCAAGUCGCAUAUGAGCAGGUCUGCGAUCCACACGUGAGACUGAAAACUCUUAACAACGUCGUUGAAUCGGGAGUCAUCUCUAACUAUGUCUUCUUCUACGACAGCUGGGACUACCAUAAAAAAGAAGGUUGAUGCUGUGUUGAGCCUAAAAUUGCCACCAAAGAUCGCCUGGCUCUUGUACAACACUCACUUCUCUAUGACUCCCGGAACGUGCAUUUCGAGCUUCGACAGGGAGCGGAAGCUGCGGGACUACCUGGCCAGCAAAUAAUAAACAUUAACCGCGGAAGUCCCCGUAAUGGCACGUAUCA
Rhipicephalus microplus (southern cattle tick) is the source of this 1093-nucleotide messenger RNA. RefSeq lists its product as uncharacterized. The record is from RefSeq and is a predicted model, not a curated record. Lineage: Eukaryota; Metazoa; Arthropoda; Arachnida; Ixodida; Ixodidae.